CUGUCCUAGAGCAUGUAGCACCUCUAUUUUUUUUCCCUCUCCAAUCCAGCCACUUGUAGUGGCACCUGAACGAUCUACGUGGCUUCUAUCAACCUGCAGAUUCUCUACAUAGUAUCAUUUCUUCACUUAACCAAGGCAGGAAGUCAACAACUGAUCGACAAAUGAGCAUGGAGAUUGCUGAAGAGUGAGUGGUCGAUCUUGAGCCCAAAAAUGACUUCAUCUUGAGGCUAGAGACCGACAGAUCUGGUCAAUUCAUCAUGCGUACAGAGGUUAUUAAGGCGGACACCAUUGAUGUGGCGUCGACAGAUUCUGGUUGAACUUGGGAAAGACACUACAAGCAGCAGAGAGAAUGCCAUCUACUUUGAUGGCUGGGAUGGUCUUGGGGCAUCUGCCGUCCUGCAAACCGUAGCCAAACGCCUUGGAGUAUAGCCGUCAACGAGGCCUGCAGGGCUUCAGUUUGAGAAAAUCAUCCACAUUGACUGCUCAAAGUGGGAGAGCAGAAGAGCAAUGCAAAGGGAAAUGGCAGAGCAGCUGAACCUUCCCAAUUGGGUGAUGCAGAUGUUUGACAAACAAGAUGAGGAGGAUGAUUUCAAUGGGUUAGACCAGGGCUCCCGGACCGAGAUAGCACAAGUUGUGAGAGAGAUCUAUCAAACCACACAGAAUCGAAGAUUUUUGGUGAUUCUGCAUAAUGGAGGCAAUGAGGAGAUUGAUAUAUUCGAUUUUGGCUUUCUCUAUAUGGAUAUGCCAAUAGCAAGAUGUUGUGGACUUUUCGAGGCAGGUUUCGGCUUGACCCCAAGAUGACAGACAAUGUGAAGAGCACAACAACACAUAUUCUUUUUUCAGCUUCAAGAUAUAGGCGAGAUUGGCAAGAGCUUUGGUCUUAUCUAUUUCGCCAUGAGGCUGCAGAACUUUCCUGCAAUAAGCAUAGCCAUAUCUUCAUUGAUUCAGCGGUUCUUGCAGAGUGUGUCUUGUAUAUGUUGAAACAGUGCUGCAUCGGCUCUCACAUAGUUGACUAUGACUGGGCUAUACACACUGGUAACUAUUGGGUAUGCGAUGGGAUCAUCCCAUUGACAGACAUUGAAAAGGCAUGGGAAGUUGGUGAUGAUGUACAACACGAGGUGAGGUUGUUAAACAUUGAUAAUCGACUUACUAGUGAUGGAACAACAAUAAUGCUAUCCUCUUACCUAGCAAAGUCAGCCGAGCGCAUGCCAUACUGUAUUUCUGGAAAACAUGUUGCAGAACUCGCACAGGCUCCACGUGCUCAAGCUCUCAUGGUGUACCUUUAGUUUCUCAUCGCCUCCAUUCCUCUCUUGCCAUGGCUUGAGGUUCCUGUGGCUUGAGCACUACCAAGACGAUCUAAUAAGAAUUACCACAAAUCAUCACCACACAGAUGCAGACAAAGAGAAGGAUGAGAUGGACAACAACAGUGCCACUAGAUCGUGCUCAUGCAUCCAAAACUUGUGGGUGCUUGACCUGAGGUACACAGAUUGUGAUCAGAUCUUGUCCGCAAGGUUAAUUGGUCUCAUGACCCAGCUCAGGGAGCUAAAUGUCAUCGGUGCUGAAAACUGGGACAUGAGCCAUUUGCGAGCAUGGUUGUGUAACAUUCACAAGCUCCGGGUAACAAAUUCCACCUGCUGCUUCAACAACAUGUUCUCAGAGAUGGAAAACAUGGAGCUUCUAGAUUUUUCAGGAAAUACCAUCAAACAAGGCAUGACAAGCUUAUCGGGGCCAGCAAACAACAGUUGCCUUAAGACUAUCACUAUUGGUGGAUGUGAUGGGUUAAAAGUUGUCACUUUUAGGGGCUGCAAAGAAUUGGAGAACAUAUUCUUGAAAGGGUCUUUGGAGAGUCUCGAGGAGCUAGAACUCUCAGGCACAAGAGUGAAAACCCUUAACUUGACAGGAGUGGAAGCCAGAUCACUCCCCAAGCAGAUCAUCCUGCUAGGCUGCGAGAAGCUCCAUGCAAUGUUGUAGCCACUAAGUGUGACGAAGGAAGAGUUGCCGAAAGUGCUGCACAUUGACACAACAUCUUCAUCAGUAACAGCUUACGAAGGGGAGGCACCACUUGUGCAUCCACAUGUUGAUCUAGCCCUCCACCAGCAGAAAGAAGAAAUGUUUAAGGGUGGAUGGCAGAUUUCUCUCACGGAUACAAGGCUCCUUAGGUCGCUUUCUCCUUUAGGAGAUUUUUCAAGGGCCUCAUCCAUACAUAUUGAUAUCUAUCCUGCAGCUACUGAUGGUGGCACUGGUAGCAACAUCCAGGGAACAAGCAGUGAGACACCAGCGCAAGUCCAGCCGCAUACAAGUACAGUAAUGGACUCCAAGUACAGAGAUACCUUGAAGGAUGGGCCAGUUGCAGCAGUGACGAUGUGGGACUGCCCCAAAAUAUGUUUAGCGUGGUGGAAACCAAAUAAGACACCAUGUAUCAUAAGGGUGAUCAUACAUGGGCAGGACAACAAACUUUUGGAGGAUGCUCCAGAUGCUACUACUAGCACUUUAUUAUUGCCUGAUUUUAUUUGUGAGCAGGUUACAUCGCUGCACGUGUAUGAUAACCCGUCUAUCACCAGUGUCCCUGCAUCUCCCCACGGAUUAGUAUUGGAUAGUCUAAUAUGGUGCCGGGUAGAGAGGUGCCCCAAGUUGCACACUGUCUUUACUGUUCCUCAGGGCCCUUUUUGUCUGGAGACAUUCUGGGCGUCCCAGCUUCUCUCCGCAGUCUACAUCUGGGACAAACCAGUUAAAAGUAAGUUCAAACACAUCGAAAUCUUGCACCUGGACUACUGCCCCAGGCUUGUACAUGUGCUCCCCAUGUCCAUAUGGAAGAGAGGCACCACCUUUUCUAGCCUGGAGACCAUUGAGAUACUGUACUGCAGUGACCUCAGGGAGAUAGUGUACUGCGGUGACCUCAGGGAGGUCUUCCCUUUGGGCCCUGAGCAUCAACAACAGGAUAUAAUUCUCGAAUUUCCCAAGCUGAGGCACAUCCACCUGCACGAGCUCCCUACGUUGCAGUGUAUCUGUGGGCGCAGGAUGUCCGCGCCUAAACUCGAGACUAUCAAGAUCAGGGGCUGCUGGAGCCUUAGGCGUCUGCCUGCCGUUGGACGUGACACUAAACCACCCAAGGUGGACUGUGAGAAGGAAUGGUGGGACAACCUGGAGUGGGACGGGUUGGAGAAGUACCAGCACCCUUCCCUCUACGAGCCGAGCCACUCGCUAUACUACAAGAAGGCCCAGCUGCCCAGAGGCACCCUACUCAGGUGAUCGAUCUCUGAUCUUGAGCUUCUUUGAACGCAGCAUGCAUGAUUGCGAGGCAUGAAGUGCUACCUCCUACAUUACUGAAGCUUUCUUGCCGUGUGGGUUGCUUUUCCCAGCUUCCCGCUUGAUUGGUGUGUGGUGUUCUCGCUACAUCUGCGCUACCUUGGUACAGCGAUGCGACUUUCAGUUUGAUUUUGGUUUGGUUUGAUCAUCCUUGCUUCCCGAGCAAUUGAGGAGUAAAGCAGAGUAGGCUUUCAGUUUCCUCAGACCUGCAUAACUGAAGCUUUCCUGCCAUGUGUGCCUGAUUUCCCGCUUGAUUGGUUUGUGGUGUUCUCUACAUCUGCAUCGGCUUGCUGCGGCUUUUGGUUUGAUUUCGUUUGGUUUGAUCAUGUUUUGCUCGGAGCUCUUGAGCAAACGAGAAAUAAACCGUAGAGUGGGCAUUCAGCUUAUGCAGCACGCAUGAGCCCAUGAGCCUCAUGCUCUGAGUGUGGUGUUGUUUGUUACGGUACGAAAUUGCCGGCUAUGGACUGAUUGUGAUUUGUAAGCAUAACCGAUGAUUGUGAUCAUUUGUGUCAUUGUGUGUGCAUGGUG
Triticum dicoccoides is the source of this 3834-nucleotide messenger RNA. RefSeq lists its product as uncharacterized. The transcript is spliced from 4 exons. The record is from RefSeq and is a predicted model, not a curated record. Lineage: Eukaryota; Viridiplantae; Streptophyta; Magnoliopsida; Poales; Poaceae. Bases 2110 to 3249 code for a protein of 379 amino acids.